Messenger RNA from Klebsormidium nitens, 2514 nucleotides. The record is from the annotation of a GenBank genome assembly. NCBI's taxonomy places the organism in Eukaryota, Viridiplantae, Streptophyta, Klebsormidiophyceae, Klebsormidiales, Klebsormidiaceae.
UUCAAAUUUCGCGCCAAUUCCCGUCAGUGUAUGGCAGCUACCUACCGGCACACUGUACAUAGACUGAAGUGCGGUGUACAGAGAGUGACUAGGGAGUGACUCGCGAUUUGCAAACCGUCUGCUUGCAAAGCAAUGCAAUUUGCAAAACGAGCACCUCAGUGAUGCACCUGCAAUUUACUAAAUACCGGUAGGUAAGUACACGUAGGUAUUAUGUGAGUCACACUUGAUUUGCAAUGCGCAGAUUAAAGAUGCGUUGCUCCACCGUCCGCUCCACAUCAUUCAAUUGCAUUGAUAUUCCGAUCUACAAAAGUAUACGGUCGUGGGAACUCUUUCAGAUUGCACAUCGAGCUGACGUGGUGCUGCAGAGCUGCAGAACAGCUGUGCAAGUCUAUCCAUUGAAGCACAAUGGAUAACGCUGAGGUGCUGCAGCGGCGUUUGGGAAUGACAGAAAACCUGCAGAGGAUCAGCAGCAAGACAAAGGAGCUCGUCCGGCUGUGCAAUCUGCGCUUUGAAGCUGGUUUGGGUGCGGGGGAGAUAUGCAAGUACAUGGUGUGCCUCGAGCUUGCUUGUGUUAGCUUGCAGGAGAGCUUCGACCGGGCCAAGGGCGUACGACACAGUGGUGCCAACGAGAAGGUCUAUGCGCAGACUUACUUGAAGGUCCAGAAUGUCCUGGGUAUCCGGCCUAAUAUUGAUGCCCGCGCGCUAUGCGUGCGCUUUGGGUGUUUCAGAAUGGUGGAUGCAGUACAGCGCGCCUUGACAGACUACCGCACUCGGUUCAUUGCGGGGCUACCGGAAGUCAAGAAGAAAAACGCGGACUUCAGCAGGCCGGUGUUCCUGGGGGCAGCGUUCUACCUGGCAGCCAAAAAGCGCAAGGUGAAAGUCGACAAAGGGAAGAUCAUCCAGGCGUGCGGGUCCUCUGAUGCCGAAUUUGCAAACGUCACAACUUCGAUGUACGACCUCUGUUUUGACACGCUGGGCGUCGAGAAACGGAAACGGGCUGCGCAGGAGAUCAAGGCGAAUCGAGAGCUUUUGGACGCUCUUCCUGAGAAGCGAGCUCGUACGACGUCCGAAAGCGACGAAGAAGAGACCAGUGCUGGAGACGAUAUCGCUGCGUUGCCGGGCACUUCGAAGGCGAAGGCCGCUCAGGAGAAGCAGCAAGAGUACGAGGAAUGGAGGCGGCGGGCUCUCGCUCCACUGUCGAAGCUGGCAAAUGAAGCUCAACCCCGCAAUACAAGACCCAGUUCACAACCCGGCUUGAAGCAAGCAAAGCUGUCAUUCUCGAAGCCAGCUCGUACUAAAAAGGCCGCUCAAGGCGUGCGCCACACCGGUACCAAUCUCUCUCGUCUUUCGACAGCGGGUGAAGGCACAUAUCAGGCAGCCAAGAUGGGGUUGAUCACCGAGGACAAGACCAAGAUUGCCAAGGCGAUUGGCGCUAUCCAGGUGCACAAGGUGGUGGGGCCAGGAGACGAGCAAAUGGUUGCAUACCAGAGUUUCUGGGAUGGCCAGCCGGCUUUCAUCCACCUGAUGCGGCGCUUCGGCUGCCGCCUCUGCCGGGGGGGAGCGAUGGAGCUCAACCGAGCGCUUCCCCACUUGAAAGCCAAAGGCGUUCGGUGCAUUGCGGUUGGGCUGGAGCGCCUGGGAGUGGACGAGUUCGUGGAGGGCAAGUUUUGGGACGGGGAACUGUACAUAGACGAUGGGAAGAAGGCGUACAAGGCACUGCAACUGCAAUCGACGGGCCUGCUCAAGGGGAUCAUGGCGCUCGGGUUCAACAAGUCGGUCAAGGACGGGUUGAGGAAGACCACCGAAGUGCCGGGCGACCUGAAAGGAGACGGAAUGCAACUGGGGGCCACGUUCGCGUUCGCUCAAGGGGGCGACCUCCUCUUCGAGUUCCGCCAGAAGAACUUCGCCGAGCAUCCCACGUGCGAACAGGUCCUGCGCGCCUUUGGCAUCGAUCCCAGCCUACUCAACGAAGCUGUCAAGGACUCAGUGAUGGCCUCGUGCGCCAUCCAAGAAGAGGGGGCGGAAGGGGUGUGCACUAGCAUCGCAGAAUGAUGAAUGCUUUCGGGGCCUAGGCAACGACAUGACUUGACUCAAUACAAUAGAAAGCACGCGUUUACGAUGUACAUAGUCCAGGAGGAGACUUUAGUAACGGGCCAUAGGGAGCUGGUUAGGGCUUGCAAUGAGAGAGUGUCGGUGUUGUUAUCUUAGCAUGCGGAUCGCCGAGACGUAGAAGUAUCUGCUCUCUUUUGGUCUGCUUUGGAUUGCGUCUGGUAAUCUAGGUUGCAGCUUAGCGAAUCCAAGAGCUCGAUAGCUGUCCCCAUUACUUAAGGGUGCGUUGAUUCUGAGCCAACAGUGCACUCAAUCAUGGCCUCUUUCUUCGUCUUUUAGCACUCACGGGUCGUGCUACACAUCCGUGAAAGUUUACACAGGAGCACAUGCUAGGAGUUGCAGGGUCUUUGUUCACAUGCUAGUACACCAUACAACGCCACCGUGCGUCUACUAAUUGCAUCGAAG